UGCUAUGUGUCGAGUCCAUGACGCGUAUUGCACUCGGCAAAGCCAAAAUGUCAAAAUACAUCUCUCCCUUUUUGCCAUUUUUUAAAUCGAGACAAGAGGAAGAGUGCUUUGUUGUCCUGUCUUUUCUCCUCGAGGGAACUAGCAAGCCUGGCGGUCGUCAUCGUCGUCGUGCUGGCGAGAUUGGCGCGACAACUCAUGCCAACGCGACGACCCGAUCGGGCGUGUGGAAUGAACUCACGGCCGGAGUUUGACCGUCGGCGUGGAUCCGCCGUGGCAGCUUCGCCCUCCAGGAGAUAAUAACUUCCUUGGCCGUGCGCGUGAUUGGUCUGUUGAUGACCAGCGGAUGGGGAUGACAGCAUGGCACGGCGCCAAUUCCUUUAUCGAUCGGCAGUUCGGCACCAGAUCGGUCGCACAGGCAGGCGAAAUGUGUUCCUGUCACAUGAUGACCAACGAUGGACCAUGAGCGGGUGGGGACGACAACGUGGCACGCCAGUCCUUUUAUCCGAACCGGAUUUCUCCGCCGAGAUGUACGUUCAUAUAUAUAUCACUCGGUUUUUUGUUUCGGGGAAUAUACAUCACUCGUUGAAGAUAUGCCUCUCCGCUGCAUCGAUCGGAAUUGUUUGCGCGGACGGCGGAUCCAUGUAAAUAGAUGCUUACUCGAAAUCAUGCAAUUUGUCUCCACCACGAGACGAAGUUUGUACGCGUGUCUAGUUUUAUGCAAUGUUAGGCUUGCUUACGAUGUUCCAUCACGCUUGAGUUGAGUUGGUGCUCUCUCUACGAGACCAAUAUAGAGGAACACGUGAACCAAAAAUUAUUCUCUCAACCCGAUUGGAGGGAGUAGCUUCGACCCAACCCUAUCGAGGUCUCUUAGGGCAUCUCCAACAAUACAGCUCAGCAGGUAUUAUAGCAUGACACAUCAGCAAAUGAGUUAUGUGGCAAGGGAAAACAAACGAAAGCAGAUGAACCGGUUACUUCUGCCAGAAACGGUACAAGCACACAUACCAAGGCUCUAGUACCGAUCUAAACAAUCGUUGGAGGCCUGCUCGUUACUUCAGAUGGGACCCACCAAAACAGCCGGAUCUUUUUGCGCAUGGUCUUCUCCACGGUCUCAUCCUCUCCCCAUUUCCCUCCACAGACCAAAAAUUCCGCUUCCUUCCCGCAAAUUCUUCCCGCGAUUUUCUCCCACCGUCUUCGACCUUCCUGACGAACUGCCGCCGGAGUCGAUUCCUAGCCGGCCGCCAUCACCAUGGCUCGCGGCAAGAGCAGUCAUGAGGGGACGAGGAAGCAGCACGGGCGAUGCUCCGCGCAGCCCUCCGGCUCCGCUAGGCCACCUCCUACGCAACCAUCCACCGGCUGCGCCGCCCCACCUCCUCCUCUUCAGUUCACCGGCUGCGCCCCACCGCGUCCUCCGCUGCAGUUCACCGGGGCCGUCGCGCCGCCUUCGCUGCAGCACCUUGGGGCCGUCGCGCCGCAGUACACCCCCGCGCCGUCCCCUUCUCCGCAGUACACCGCCGCGCCGAAUCCUCCUCCGCAAGUCACCACUGGAGCAUUUGGCUCUGCCGAUUGGUCUUCUGCACACAGCGACUUGUCUCCAUAGGGGGAAUGGAUCCUCGUUCGCCCAGUGGUUUCUUAAAUUAUCUGCAUAGUCAGCAAUAUUCGCAGUUGGCCCAACAGUUUCUUCCAAAAAAAAUUCAUUUUGUUGGAAUUCCUGGACACCAUGCUCCAUUCACGCCACCAGCUUUCCAAGGGAGUCAGUCAAUGACAGGGCCAGAUUCAGGCACUCCAAGUUCUGUUCCGCACAAGCAAACCAAAGAACAUAUCAACCUUGAUGCUGAUGACAAUGGUGAAGUUGCACGCACUGAUAAGCGUUUAGCAUGGACUCAUCAAGAGCAUGUCAGACUUGUCAAUGCUUGGAUAUUGAACUCAAAUGAUCCAAUCAAUGGAAAUUCCAAGAAAAAUGAUCAUUACUGGUCACAGGUUGCCGAUGUCUACAAUAGAAACACUCCAAGUAAUCGCAGAAGAGAAGCAAGCCAACUCAAGGUUUGUUGGCACCGAGUUAGCACAAAAAUUAACAACUUUCAUGGCUGUUAUGAGUCUGUGAGGAGUGUAUAUGUGAGUGGCAGGUCUGAUCCGGAAGUGAUAGCUGAUGCACUUCUGAAGUAUGAGGCGGAUUAUGGAGAACCUUUCAAAUUAUGUCAUUGGUGGGAGGUUCUUAAAAAUGAACCAAAGUGGCUAACAUAUUGUGAGAGGCUGAAAAAAGAUAAAAAUUCGAGCCCGCCUUCAAUUGUUAUAGAUGUUGUUCAAGAUAUCCCGCGUCCAGAAGGUAGCAAAGCAGCCAAGGCCAACCGCAACGGAAAGCGCAAAAUGCCAGAGAUGGCAGAUGAGAUGCGAGAUGAAUUGGACAAGUUUAUAGCAGCUCAAACCGCAGCAAGAGAAGAUCAUGAAGGGAUGAAAGAGUUUCAGCUCCGUAUAUCAUCUGAGAAGCUUGAAGCGGCAAAGCUUGCACAACAGGCUGAAAAGGACAAGAAGGAGCGCAAGAUACUUGAUACGUACAAAGAGCUCAUGAUGGCUGACACAAGUGGGCUGGAUGAAGAUGAAAAGACUGAGCGCAAGAAGGCAUUGAAGUUUAUGAGUUUGCAGCUUUUCGGUGGAGAAAAUUGAGGAUGGCGGAUGGAAAUUUAUGUCAGGCUAGCAUCCAUGGACCAUGGGGAGAGUACAUUUUGUAAGCUGAAGAUAUUUUGCUGUUGUUAGAGAACUCAUGAUGAGGUUAUAUUUUGCACAUAGAAGUUAUUUUGCUGUUGUUGGAGAUUAAGUGUUUCCAAUGUUCUGAAGUAUGUGGGUGUACAUUCAUGGAUGGAUUAUCUUCUGUGACUAAAGUAUGUAGCUGUUUUGAUGUGUGAUUUGUAGCACCAAUUUUGUGCUUACAUGAUUGCUAGAUUACAUGCUGCUUCUGUAUUCGAAUGGUUGACUAGCCAUUUCCCAACACACAGUGACUAGUCUUUUCCCAACACAUGCAUGAAUUCUGGACUUAGUUUUCCCAACACAUGCAUUCCCAACUCACGCAUGAAUUCUGGCCAUAGUUUUCCUAACACAUGUGUUCCCAGCCCAUUCAUACCCUCCUAUAUAUUGAGAUCAUCUGUACUGUAGUUUUACCCAUUGACAACUAGAAUCCCUUGUUGUUGCUCCACACAAUGUCAGACUCGUCUCCUCCCUCGGACGAUGUCGAUGAAACCAACACAAUAGACCCAACUGAACUAUAUACCAUGGAUGAUUUCAUUGCGGAGCAAAAUAUCUUUGAUGGUUUUGCUGGGCAAAUCGCUGCCAAGUUCAAGGCCACCAUGAAAGCUAGGACGUCUAGUCGCCGAAGUGCUCCAAGGAGGUAUAUCGAUAGGCCUCGUGAAGAAUGCCAUCAACGUCUCGUCGCUGACUACUUCUGCGACAACCCACUCUACAACGACAAGCAGUUUAGAAGAAGAUUUCGGAUGACACGCCCUCUCUUUCUGCGUAUCGUGAGUGCCCUAAGCGAGUGGUCUCCAUACUUCACUCAAAGGAGCGACUGCACUAAUCGCGAAGGGCUCUCACCAUUGCAGAAGUGUACGGCUGCCAUUCGCAUGUUGGCUUAUGGCAGUCCGGCGGACCAACUGGACGAAUACCUAAAGAUUGGCGAAAGUACCUCAACUGAUUGCUUAAAUGAGUUUACACAAGGUGUGAUUGAUAUGUUUAGUGAGGAGUAUAUGCGACGUCCCAGGGCUGAAGAUCUUAAGCGUUUGCUACAAGUUGGUGAGAGUCGUGGUUUCCCUGGCAUGUUAGGAAGUAUCGACUGCAUGCAUUGGCGCUGGGAAAAAUGUCCCGUUGCAUGGAAUGGCCAAUUUACUCGUGGUGAUCAUGGUGGCCUGACAGUUAUUUUAGAGGCAGUUGCUGCACAAAAUCUUUGGUUCUGGCAUGCCUUCUUUCGUGUUGCUGGUUCAAGUAAUGAUAUCAAUGUGCUUAAUCGGUCACCUUUGUUCGUCGAGGAGUUGAGAGGACAUGCUCCCCGAGUGCAGUACCAUGUCAACAGGAACGAGUACAAUACAGGCUACUACCUCGUUGAUGGGAUUUACCCGGAGUGGGCUGUAUUUGUGAAGACAAUCCGUCUCCCACAGACGGAAAAGGAUAAGAUGUUUGCACGGCACCAAGAAGGAGCAAGGAAGGACGUCGAGAGGGCAUUUACUGCCUUGCAACAUCGAUUUUCUAUUGUGUGACGCCCAGCCCGCCAGUGGGAACGAGCAACUCUUGCACGAAUCAUGCGAGCUUGUGUCAUUCUCCACGAUAUGGUAAUUGAAGACGAGGGUGACAUGUUCAACGCUCCUUUGAACUCGGAUGAGAUGGACAGUACAUCGGUUGUUUUCCCACCUGAAGUCACCAU
Messenger RNA from Brachypodium distachyon (stiff brome), 4405 nucleotides. RefSeq names its product glutathione S-transferase T3. The transcript has 3 exons. The coding region runs from base 3192 to 4241 and encodes 349 amino acids. The record is from RefSeq and is a predicted model, not a curated record. Lineage: Eukaryota; Viridiplantae; Streptophyta; Magnoliopsida; Poales; Poaceae.